Messenger RNA from Hymenoscyphus albidus, 339 nucleotides. Lineage: Eukaryota; Fungi; Ascomycota; Leotiomycetes; Helotiales; Helotiaceae. The record is from the annotation of a GenBank genome assembly.
AUGGCAUUAGCUUCAAUGUUCCUACAUGCGUUUUCUGACAUGUCACCUUUUUCAGCUGGUAUGGUUGUCGAUUAUUGAAGUAAACUUACAAUUGAUUACUCUCACUAACACAUGAUUUAAAACAACCUUCACAUAGAACUCAAGCCUGCAGUGAAUGAGCAAGAAAAAAAGAAGAAGGGCAAUCAUUACCACACUAGAUUCUACAUACCUGUGUCGUCAACGGCGGAAGAAGGUAUUUCCUUGUCAUAUUCCACCCAUACUGUACUCUACUCCGAGGACUCGUAUGAGAAUGCUAAAGGGAAAAUCUACCCAAAGAUUAUCGCACAGGCUCUUCACUAG